UCCUUCUCUCCCGUUCUUCGUUUGUGCUUUUUCCUGUUUCUUGGAUGUGGUCGCUCGUCUUCACCGCCGCGCUUCUUCUGGCAGCCGCGGGUCGUGGCAGCGCUGACACGUGCGUGGCGACUGCCGGCUUCAAUGCGCGGAUGAGCAGCCCGAUCAGCUUCUACAAUGUGGCUCUGACGACCUGCGCCGACAGCGUCGACCCGUGCCCCGCUGGCUAUACCUCGUGCGUGUACAAGGCACACAGUCCCCACGGCAUCGAGCAGUACACACUCUACUGCACGCACUGCGUGAACAUUACCAACCCUUGCUGCGAGGGCUCGGAGCGCCGGCCGUCGGAUGAGUACAGCGGGCUCUGUCCCCUGUGCGCGCCGGUUCUCGAGUACUGCCCCGAGUUCGUCGAGAACGGUCGGAUGGACGGCACCACACUCAUUUGCGACGCAGGCUACCAGUGCAACGGGGAAAACACCAACGGCAGCAACUCUUGCAUGUACGUGCAGUGCAGGCCGAACGGGACGAUCAAUCGCUCGUGUGUUCCCCGCCGCUGAUAUCCACCAAGAGUCGGGCGCGGUUUGCCAGCUUGUUCCGCAAAGACCACAAACCCCUUUUUCGUUGUGGGGGCUUUCUACUUUGGCCGCAGUACUUGCCACUGUGUUCUUGCGUCAAGCUGUUGAAUUUCGUGUUGGA
Molecule: messenger RNA, 684 nt
Organism: Capsaspora owczarzaki ATCC 30864
Lineage: Eukaryota; Filasterea; Ministeriida; Capsasporidae
Exons: 2
Coding region: 45-545 (166 amino acids)
Source: RefSeq, a predicted model, not a curated record